CUCACAAAUACUGGCUGAGGAAGAAUUUGGUUAUGUGCCCUCCAAGGUCAGGGCAGCCCUCAAGUACCCUGCUCUUGAGCUAGCUGGCUGUGACGCUCCUACACUUUGUGUGCCUGACCGACUUGUUUGACAACGUCUGUGCUAAACCAAGUGACAUGUAAGAUGGACAGCUAGGAAAUGUCAUCAGAAAGUUAGCAUUAUUCUGUAGCUCUGUGUGCUACAUGUAUUUACAUGUAGUCCCUCCAUGUAAAAAUCUAAACACAGAACGCAAUAUCUGCAUCAUUGUAGUUUGCUACAAUUUAUUGCUCCUUGUUGAAAAUCACAUUUUCAUCAGAGUCGAAUGCUGAAGUUUUAGACAUGCUUGGCCAUGUUGUCUUGGGGAAAAUUGUAUGUCAGCUGUGAGGAGUAAACCCAAGGUUAGUGUUGGCAAGGAGGGGGCUAAGGCCUCUGUGUACGAACUCUGUAGAGCCUAUCUUCAGUUCUCAAAACAGGACAGCUCUGUCACCUAGAGUCCCGAAUCCACAACGACGACGACACGGUGGGUUCUCCCUCACCAUGAGGGAAGAGGAGAUAGAAACUGCCAUCAAGGUGGUGGUUGUUGGCAAUGGAGCAGUUGGAAAAUCCAGCAUGAUUCAGAGAUACUGUAAGGGAAUAUUUACCUCAGAGUAUAAGAAGACAAUUGGUGUAGAUUUUCUUGAGAGACAAAUUGAAGUGAACGCAGAGGAUGUGCGUCUGAUGUUAUGGGACACUGCUGGACAGGAAGAGUUUGAUGCCAUCACAAAGGCAUACUACAGAGGUGCACAAGCAUGUGUCCUGGCAUUUUCAACUGUAGAUAGGGAAUCAUUUGAUGCCUUGGAAACCUGGAAGAAAAAGGUGGAAGAUGAAGUGGGAGAAAUUGGGAUGGUUAUUGUACAAAACAAAAUAGACCUAAUUGACGAUGCUGUUGUCACAGUGGAAGAGGCUGAAAAUUUAGCCAAAAAGUUGAGUUUGCGAUUUUACAGAACUUCUGUGAAAGACAAUUUAAAUGUAGAUGAAGUUUUCAGGUAUCUAGCUGAUCGUUAUCUAAGUCAAGUGAACAUGGUUAUAGAGAACGACACCAUAUUGCCACAAAAAAUUGGACCAACUUUAUCAGAUUCCAGCCAACACAAUGGUUCCAGCAAGUCAGCAAACAAGCACAAUGAUACAAACAACACAAUAUCACUACAACCGUCCCGACGACGAACACAUGGAAAGAAGUCUCCCUUUUCUGCUAAAUGUGUGAUAUUAUAGCUCUCAGACCCAAGAACAACUCAGACUGGAGAGUGACAAC
This is a messenger RNA of Liolophura sinensis, 1309 nucleotides long. RefSeq names its product ras-related protein Rab-23-like. The transcript has 7 exons. The record is from RefSeq and is a predicted model, not a curated record. Gene Ontology annotation, molecular function: GTP binding; GTPase activity. Lineage: Eukaryota; Metazoa; Mollusca; Polyplacophora; Chitonida; Chitonidae. The coding region runs from base 556 to 1269 and encodes 237 amino acids.